UGCUGCUCCGCUGGUCCUCGCCGUGGCAGCGCAGUAUAAAUGCAGGUCAGAAGAAAUGGAGCAACGCAGCAAACAAGUCUUCAUCCAUGUGAAAGGGGCGUCCUGUCGGCUGCAAACAUAAAGUCUGUCAACAUGUCUCAUCGGGGGCCUUUCACCACCGUCAUAACGGUACUGAGUGCAGCUUUAGGGGGGCUGCUCAUAUGGCAGGUGUAUCGCACAAAACGGAAGAAGCUGUCUUCCAUCCAGAAGGCGGCGGUUCAGUUGGCUCCUCUUUGUCCUGUUGAAGAUGCUACUGAGAGUCAACAAAUCCAGGCGCAAGGCGUGGCUGAGGAGGAGUUUAAAACCACAGAGUGUCAAACCACAAAGGUCCCGCCCCCUGUCUGUAUCCCGUCCUGUGAGCAGCUGCUGGCGGUGAAGCCGGUGAUGGUGAGCUCCAGAGAGGAAUGGCAGGAGAUGUGGCCACUGAUGCAGACAGAACUAUCAGUCUUCCCCGUGCUGGGGCUCGACUGUGAAUGGGUAAAGACCGAAGGCGUGUCGAUUAAGCGCAGAGCCUCCGUCGUCUCUCUGCUGCAGAUGGCCACCUACUCUGGCCUGUGUGUCCUGGUCAGGCUGCUGCCGUUCCGAGGCGCCCAGCAGCCGUUCCCAACUAGCUUCAUGGAAGUCCUCAGAGACCCGUGCAUUUUGAAAGUUGGGGUGGGUUGCUAUGACGAUGGGAAGCGUCUGACCCGUGACUAUGGCCUAUCUCUGACCUCCACGGUCGAUCUGCGCUACAUGGCUUUAAGGCAAAGGCGAUCUUCUGUCAGUAACGGCCUCAGUCUGAAGUCUUUGGCUGCAGAUCUGUUAAACGUGUCUCUGGAUAAAUCUUUGGAGGUGCGCUGCAGCGACUGGGAAGCGGAUCAGUUAACACUAGAGCAGAUGACUUACGCUGCCAGAGAUGCCCAGAUUUCUAUCGCCCUCUUCCUCCACCUCCUUGGCCUCCAGGAUGAAGCCAGUCCCGCCUUUUCCAGUGGGAGCUCCUACUCGGAGUUGGUCUCCCGCUGCCAGGGCCUGGUGGACGUCCCCUUCAGGGGCCGUGGAGACGGAGAGGACAGGACGCAUGAAGGAGAGAGGCGGCGGAGAAUGAGAAAGCCGGCAGCGUGCGAAAGCCCAGAGUCUGGAGAUCAGCAAGUCCCAGACCCUCGAAAGAAUAACAAGAGGAAACCGCUGGGCGUGGGAUACUCUGCCAGGAAGUCUCCUCUCUAUGAUAACUGCUUCCUUUACGCCCCCGAUGGCCAACCUCUCUGUACAUGUGACAAAAAGAAAGCCAAGUGGUACCUGGACAAAGAAAUCGGAGUGCUGCAGAGUGAAGAUCCCUUCAUUGUGAGGCUGCUCUUUGAGCCAUCUGGACGCCCUGACUCCCAACAGGACUACUACCUGACCGCCAAGGAAAACCUCUGCGUCGUCUGUGGAAAAGCGGAUUCCUACAUCAGGAAAAACAUUGUCCCACAUGAGUACAGACGACAUUUCCCCACAGAGAUGAAAGACCACAACUCCCACGACAUCCUGCUGCUCUGCACCAGCUGCCACGCUGCUUCUAAUGUCCAUGAUGGCUUCCUGAAGCAGCAGUUGGCUGAUGAAUUUGCCGCCCCUCAAGGAUGCGAGGAGGGAGUCCGGCUGCUGGAGGACUCAGACCGCCGGCGGGUGCGUUCGGCGGCUCGGGCGCUGCUCAGCGCCAGGGACGGCCUGCCGGAGCAGCGGCGGGAGGAGCUGCAGGUGCUGAUCAAGAACUACAUGAAUAUGAACGGCGAGCAGGAGCUGACAGCCGAGGCGCUGCAGGAGGCUGCCAGCCUGGAAACCAGGAUCCUAAAUGAGGCGUACAUACCUCACGGCCUUAAGGUGGUGCGAGCUCACGCCGAACGAGGCCUGCGGGGCCUGAUGGAGCUGGAGCGUCGCUGGAGGCAGCACUUUCUCACCACCAUGCAGCCUCGCCACCUCCCUCCCCUGUGGUCGGUGGACCACAAUCACAGCAAGUUCCUCCGCAAGUACGGAGAGGACCUGCCCAUCAAACUCAACUGAGCGGAGUGGCUCCUCUUCGUUAUGUUGGGGACAAUUUUUUAAUCCUAUUUAUUUAUGAAAAGAUGAAACAAAAGAACAUAAAUGUCAUGGUCUGAUUUUUAGUUGACAGCUGCGGCCUGCUCUUAACUUCCCCUUCCAAUUAGGUGAAUCCACCCCCCUCGUGUAGAUGUGUAAUUUUUUCCCCUUAUUGGUCUUUGCAGGAUGGUUUGUGAUGAAGUAUUUGCCCCCACCCCCCUUCCUGUUUUUCUUUCUAGUCUAUUGUCUGUUUUAGGUCAAUAGAAGAAAGGUAAGAUUGCUUCAAACACCUUGAAAAUGUUUUCUCUUCCUAUUAUGAAGAUGCGUUUGGGUUUUUGCAGGAAGAUAUUAGUGGAAGCAGGUCAAAGCUGGUAUCUGUCGGUCGGUCAUUUAAACUCUGCAUGUCUCAGUCCUGCUGCUGAGGCUGAUGCUGGGAAUCCUUCAUGGCUCAUGUUUUAGUGCGCCUCCUAAACCCCAGCCUCUCAGCAUCAGGAUGCAACACUUUAUCCGUUAACGUCACUUUCAGUACGACGUCGUUUUUCCAUAAACCAAACCAGCACAGUGAACAGAUGCCGACGCUUCCUCGAUGUUACCCCAUCAACCUAACCCCUCCUUUUCCAAGGCUGUCAUAUAAGACUUAUGAAUUAAUAAUUAUUGGACAAACAGUUUAAAUCGUGAACUUUGCUGCGUAAAGUGUCAAAGCUGUUUUUUCCACAAAAAAAUAAACUAGAAAAGAAAUAAAGAAUAUUUGUAAUAA
This is a messenger RNA of Cyprinodon tularosa, 2827 nucleotides long. RefSeq names its product exonuclease 3'-5' domain containing 2 (gene exd2). The coding region runs from base 40 to 2055 and encodes 671 amino acids. Gene Ontology annotation, molecular function: nucleic acid binding; 3'-5' exonuclease activity. Gene Ontology annotation, cellular component: cytoplasm; nucleus. The transcript has 9 exons. The record is from RefSeq and is a predicted model, not a curated record. NCBI's taxonomy places the organism in Eukaryota, Metazoa, Chordata, Actinopteri, Cyprinodontiformes, Cyprinodontidae. Gene Ontology annotation, biological process: nucleobase-containing compound metabolic process.